Molecule: messenger RNA, 822 nt
Organism: Sipha flava (yellow sugarcane aphid)
Lineage: Eukaryota; Metazoa; Arthropoda; Insecta; Hemiptera; Aphididae
Product: mitogen-activated protein kinase 5-like
Exons: 3
Coding region: 1-822 (273 amino acids)
Biological process (GO): protein phosphorylation; intracellular signal transduction
Cellular component (GO): cytoplasm; nucleus
Molecular function (GO): ATP binding; MAP kinase activity
Source: RefSeq, a predicted model, not a curated record
AUGAAGGAGAGUAUUACGUCGUGGGUUGCUGGUUCGACAGCCUUAGUGAGGGUAUUUAGCAUUGAUAUCUUCAUCAAAGAUGAAUUGUGGCUUAGCUAUUUGAAGAAGAGUUUAAAUUUAUCUAUUGCGAUCUUAUGUUUAGGUGGACAAUACGCGGCAGCUGUCUUGAGAUUUAGGGUGUUGAAAGGGUUAAAUUAUCUCCACGGACGGCAUGUUGUGCACCGUGACCUCAAACCGGAAAACAUCCUGCUAUCUGCUAAUGACGUCAUCAAAAUCUGUGACUUCGGAUUGUCUCGUUUGAAAUGGCAAACUGAUCGACCGUUGGAUAUGAGCACCAACGUAGGCACCUUAUGGUACCAAGCCCCGGAAAUGUUGAUGGAAAAUUCGAAUUAUGAUGCUAUGAUCGAUAUUUGGUCUGUUGGAAUUAUUUUUACGGAAUUGGUCAACACAUUACCUUUGGUCACCCAAAACUCGAAUGCUCAUCAGUUAUCACACCUAGUAAAAAUACUGAAAUGGAGAACAGAGGACUUGGUGGAUGUCAACAAUUAUUUACGCGAAUCUGGUUAUAACCAAAACGUUGGAAAUCAAUUGAAAUCGUCAUCGAAAUCAUAUGCAGUAACCAACACUGUUGCAGAACUUAGAAAAGUGUUCCCCCAAUUUACUUUAAGUAUGCUAGACCUAGUCGCCAGUUGUCUGCAGCUGAACCCAGCAAACCGCAAAAACGCUGAGCAGUUAUUGCACAUGAAAUUUUUUACCGAAGGAAGAUUCUCAUUUCACAUUGAUAAAUUGCUAGAAAUCAGAAUAAAAAAUGACAAAAUGUGA